CCAUCGCCGCCACCGCUACCGCCGCUAGGGCCAUCACCGCUACCACUGCCGCUGCCGCCACCGCCGCACCGUGUGAGGAGUUUGCUGAAGCCUAUUUCUCAGAAUCGGCCCCCAUCUUCCCGCCCGGAUCCUGAACGCCAGCACCGGGAGCACUCGCCUCACCGGCGGGUGCUGAAGAAGGAGUUGCCUCUGCCUGUGGAGUGGCGGGGACGGCCUCAGCCCCCCUUCCUUUCCUGGCCCCUUCUUUCCAUCUCCCCAGCCAUGGGGAACGCGGCGACCGCCAAGAAAGGCAGCGAAGUGGAGAGCGUGAAAGAAUUUCUAGCCAAAGCCAAAGAAGACUUUUUAAGAAAGUGGGAAAAUCCCACUCCGAAUAAUGCUGGGCUGGAGGAUUUUGAGAGGAAAAAAACCCUUGGGACAGGUUCAUUUGGAAGGGUCAUGUUGGUGAAACAUAAAGCCACUGAGCAGUAUUAUGCCAUGAAGAUCUUAGAUAAGCAGAAGGUUGUUAAACUGAAGCAGAUAGAGCAUACUUUGAAUGAGAAAAGAAUAUUACAGGCAGUGAAUUUUCCUUUUCUUGUCCGUUUGGAGUAUUCUUUUAAGGAUAAUUCUAAUUUAUACAUGGUUAUGGAGUAUGUCCCUGGAGGUGAAAUGUUUUCACAUCUAAGAAGAAUUGGAAGGUUCAGUGAACCCCACGCACGGUUCUAUGCAGCUCAGAUAGUGCUAACAUUUGAGUACCUUCACUCACUAGACCUCAUCUACAGAGAUCUAAAACCUGAAAAUCUCUUAAUUGACCACCAAGGCUAUAUCCAGGUCACAGAUUUUGGAUUUGCCAAAAGAGUUAAAGGCAGAACUUGGACAUUAUGUGGUACUCCAGAAUAUUUGGCUCCAGAAAUAAUCCUCAGCAAGGGCUACAAUAAGGCAGUGGAUUGGUGGGCAUUAGGAGUGUUAAUCUAUGAAAUGGCAGCUGGCUACCCUCCGUUCUUUGCAGACCAACCAAUUCAGAUUUAUGAAAAGAUUGUUUCUGGAAAGGUGCGAUUCCCGUCCCACUUCAGUUCUGAUCUUAAGGAUCUUCUAAGAAACCUACUCCAGGUGGAUUUGACCAAGCGGUUUGGAAAUCUAAAGAAUGGUGUGAGUGAUAUAAAAACUCACAAGUGGUUUGCCACAACAGACUGGAUUGCUAUUUACCAGAGGAAGAGGGCAUAA
Messenger RNA from Elephantulus edwardii (Cape elephant shrew), 1200 nucleotides. Its product is annotated as cAMP-dependent protein kinase catalytic subunit beta-like. Gene Ontology annotation, cellular component: cAMP-dependent protein kinase complex; nucleus. The record is from RefSeq and is a predicted model, not a curated record. Gene Ontology annotation, biological process: peptidyl-serine phosphorylation. Lineage: Eukaryota; Metazoa; Chordata; Mammalia; Macroscelidea; Macroscelididae. Bases 262 to 1200 code for a protein of 312 amino acids. The transcript is spliced from 10 exons. Gene Ontology annotation, molecular function: ATP binding; cAMP-dependent protein kinase activity.